Cyprinus carpio (common carp) is the source of this 4252-nucleotide messenger RNA. RefSeq lists its product as uncharacterized. NCBI's taxonomy places the organism in Eukaryota, Metazoa, Chordata, Actinopteri, Cypriniformes, Cyprinidae. Gene Ontology annotation, molecular function: protein binding. The record is from RefSeq and is a predicted model, not a curated record.
AAUAAUGGACUGGUGUGCUUUUCAUAUAUAAAGCACACAAGGUCAUGAGCUCCAGUGUUACUGUGAGAUUACUUUCACACACAGUUAUGGGGUGGAUAGAGAAUCUCCUGAUUUGUUCUUUCUUUGUGUCAAUUUACCUGCUGAAACAGGCUGAAUGUGGUCCUGUGGAGGUAGAAUCAGCUAGGAGUGUGGAAAAAGAUGCUCCGAUUGUGCCACCUAGGGAUUUCAAAAGAGAAAGAAGAGUCAUAGAGGACUGUUCAGGCCUCCAGAAGGAUCUUGACAACAUGAAGAUUAAAUGUAGGGAUUCGUAUAAAAUAGCGAAGGACAAUAUCGAUCGUCUUAAAAGCCAACUGGAUGGUCUUUUUAAACAAGUCAGUACCACCCAGAAUCCAGCCACGGAUGUCUUAAAGAUUCUCCAGAAUGUCAAUGACCUACAAGAUAUGGAUGCAAUAUUAAACACUGAGAGAGAUGCCGCAAAGAUUGAAAGACUGGACAAGCGUCGGAAGGAAGCAGAGAGAAACUUAGCAGAGAUGAAGACAGGAUUUUCAGGAAGUGUUGAAAUUUUCGAGCGGGCAGUUUCAAAGAUAAACGCAGAGAUGUUGAAAAGCGAUAAGGUGAUAUCAACACCUCUUGAUGAAUUAAAGAAAUACCUGGAAGACAAGCUCAAACAACCAGGGGAACAAGGCGACACUGCAAAACAGGUGCUGCAGAUUGUUAUAUUGCAAAUUGAAACAAUGGAACUGAAGACACGUAUCUCUGGUAAAUUUAAGACGCAAGCACAGAUAGAUGUAAUUAUAAGCAAACUGGAGUUCAAAAAUGGCCUCCUAUCAGAUCUGAAAGAGGAGCGAGAAGUCAGGAAAGAGAAGAUACAAAAAAUUGAUGAACUCACAGCAGCGCUGGAGAAAGAAAUAUUAGAUCUGAACGCUGAAUUAUCAGCUCUUAGACAAACACUUGUUCAGCUUGAUGAACAAACAGCUGGAUUGGAUGCGAAAAGAACAGAAAUAAUGGACAAAAUUGCCAAAUUGAAAGGAAAAGAUGAGAUAAUUUCUAGAAUUCUUAAACUCCAGUUUGAAUUCAUGGAGGCACUGAUUACUGCACAAGGACAGAUGAAAGCAGAUGAAUUUAAGAUAGAUGAUCUCCAGAAAGAGCUUAAAAAAGAACAGGACAGGGCAUUAUAUCUGGAUGCUGACAACAAACGUUUGCACAAAAAGCUGUUUGUCCAGGCAGAACAAUGCAAAGACCUGAUGGAGCUGUACUUGAAAUCAGAAGCUGAACUGGAGGCUCAAGUAAAUAAUGUAUUAGAUAAAACCUCAAAGACAGCUCUCCAGAUUAUUUUGCUAGGCUUCGAAAUAAACCAAAUAACGAAACAAAUUAAAGCAUCCUCAUCUAAUGACAAUUUGAAGCAAAUGCGGGAUGAAAAACUCAAAGCACUGAAGUUGAAAAAGGAGGAACUUCAGCAAAGUGAUGCUAGCUCUGAAAAAAUUCUUAAGGUGAUAUUGCAGAUGGAGGAAAUCUGGAAGCUACAGAGUGAAGAUCCAGACAACUUAAAUAAAAUCAGCGAUCUGCAGAAGGAUCUCAUGAACUUGAUUAGCCAAUUGGACAAUAAAAUGGCUUCAAAACCAAUGCUGAAAAUCAUUGCUCUCCAGUCUGAUGUAACCUGGAUAAGCGAAAUGCUGAGAACUGUGACUACAAAGGCUGAGAUCCAGAAAGCUGAGCUCCAAAAGACACUGGAUGACAUAAAACUUUUGCUGAAUGAAAAAAACAAAGAGCUGGCUGCUGCAACCGGUGAUAUCAGUCAGCUACAGAAAGAUAUUGCUGCUCUGAAGAAAGAAGUUUCGAGAUUGAAAGUGGAAAUAGACACAAUUGAAGGGAAUGCAAAUAAGAAGAUUAAAGAUCUUCAAGAAAAUCUAAAACAGAGUAACAAUGCAUUGGAUGAUGCAAAUAAAUCACUAAAAGAGAAGGAUGCCACACUAUCACAACAAAUUGCAAACAUCAGCAAUCUCUUAAACGAAGUGAAAACCUUGAAACAACAAGUGCAAGAAAAGGAAUCACUAUUAAAUGCCAGAAUAGCUGAUCUUGAAAGGAGCCUAACGAUGAAAAAGGAGGAAAAUGCCAAAAUUAAUGCUGAAAAUGAAAAACUGAAAAAAAAUUGUUUGGAUAAUGCUGUAUGCCCUGAUCUCCAGAAAAAAUAUAAAGAAAUGCAAGCUGAAUAUAACGAUACAAUUUCUAAGCUGAACAAUGAAGUUCUUAAGAAGGCUUAUAUCAUUAAAAGUCUAAUAGAUGAAGUGCAGUACCUGGAUGAGCAAAUUGCACAAGGAUUCCCAGAACUGAGGCAAGAAUUGGAUGAAAAGAAAAGAGAAUUGGAGAAGGCAAAGCAGAAAUUGCAAGCUGAGGGAUCCAUAUCAGCCAAAACUCUGGUUGUACUUCAGUUACUAACUGAUAUAGGGAAGCUGCAAGAAAAUCCAACUGAAGAUAAUUCAGAAAAGAUCCGCAAACUGGAAGCUCAAUUAAAUGGUUUGCUGGCUGAGUUGCAAAACUCUGGAGAGAAAGGGCUUGGACUGGCCUUGAAAAUAAUGUCUAUAAAGGAAUCAAUGUUCAAACUAAAACAAGCACAGGAACAAAUGAAACAGAAAUAUGCAAAGGAAAUCAAUGGACUACAGAAUCAAAUACAGAACAAAGAAAAAGAGAUUUUGCUGUUGCAGGCUAACUGUGAACUGUCAGAUAAGCUGAAGAACAGGAUACAACAACUAGAAAAGGAGCUUAAGGAGAGCAAACAAAAUGUUAAAAAACUCCAACAAGAAUCAAAAGAUAAGAUUGCAUCACUGGAGAAACAAAUUAAAACAAAGGACCAGCAGCUUGCUAAGACUGAAGAGAUACUGCAAAACACAAACGCUAAAAACGCUGCUUUGAUCAAACAGCUGAACGAUCUGAAUGAUGAACUAAAGAAACUCAAAGAGGAGAAAAAAUAUGCAUUGCAGAAACUACAAGAAGAAAUUGCUGAUUUAAAAAAGAAAUUGAAAAACCAGGAAAAUGCGCUUGCUGAAAAGGAUCUGUACCUGAAGGAGAAGAAUGGAAUCAUUGAUAUAUUAGAAAAGCAACGGGACAAUAUGAAAAGCGAGCUUGAAAAAGUAAAGAACAAAAACAGAGAGCUAGAGGCAGAGCUUAAAACAAAGGACCAGCAACUUGCUAAAACUGAAGCCAAACUAAAGGAGAUAAAUGCUGAAAAUCAAGACUUGAUUCAGAAGCAGAAGAAACAGGAAAAGGAACUACAAAAAGUUACAGAGGAGAAAAAUGAAUUACAGAAACAAAAUUCUUAUUUAGGAAAGGCAUUAGAAGCAAAAAAACAAGAACUUGCUAACAAGGACCAGAAACUCCAGGAGAAGGACAAGGAAGUUGCUACACUGCAAAAGCAAUAUGCUGAUACAAAGGCCGAGCUUAAAGAAGAGAAAAAUAAAUUAAAUGGUGUGAUCAGUGAGAACCAGAAACUUAAACAAAACCUGACUGAGAUUCAAAAGGAAGUGGAGAUUCUUAAGGGAAAAAACGAACCUCCUAAGAGGGUAUGGCCGCAGCUUGACGCAAACACUGCCCACCGCAGACUCGUCUUGUCACAGGAUGAGAAAGAAGCACGUACCUCCAUACUCCCUAAGUCUGUACCUGACACUCCUGAGCGCUACGACACAGCUAUUGCAGCUCUGGGAAAAGACGGAUAUGAUUCGGGAAAAUAUUACUGGGAAAUAGGUGUGAUUGGAAAAAAAUGUUAUGUUGUGGGUGCAGCCAAGGCGUCCGCUCAGAGAAAAGGUAUUCUGACAUAUAGCCCUUCAGUUGGCUACUGGGUUAUUCUGAAGGAUAGAGCCUCAAAACUUUUUGCCAUGGCUGACAAGGUGGUUCAACUAAACGCUGAUGCACUUUCUGUAAUCGGGGUCCAGUUGGAUUUUAAAAAUAAUAAGGUAACUUUUUAUGAUGCAGAGAGGAAGCUUGAAAUCUUUAGUUUCACUGGCAAUGUGCUGCAGGGAAAAAUCUAUCCAUAUAUUGAAACCUGCAGUUAUACUAAUUUAAAUGAGCCUCCCUUGAUCUUUAAGCAACCUCAAUCCACCGACUGGCUCAAGCAGUGAUCUCCAUAUAUUUGGAGUUUGUUUUUGUAUCCAAAGAAAAUGCUUUCUGCUUUAGAUAUUUCAGCUGGUCAUGACUCUCAACUGCAUGCUUGAAUGGCAUCUUUCAUUUUAAUAAAUCAUCUAUAUUUGAAAAACAUAAA